UCAGGGACAUCACGGACGACGAUGCGUGUGUCGAUGAACUCAGGAUGACUUUUCGUUUCUUCGCCUCGGUUCUCGUCCGCCGCGCUCAGAAGGUUGAUGUUCCUGCUGUGUUUGCAGACAAAGUGAUGAAAGCUGGAAUGAAGCACAUUGAGAUUAUUGCAAAAGCUCAUAGAAAAGUUCAGAGUGUGGAGGGUUUGCAGCAGGCGGCUCUGGAUGAAUUUGGCGCUGAUCUCCACAUCGCGCUGCGCAGCCGCAAAGACGAGCUGCUCUACCUCCGGAAACUCACAGAGAUGCUGUUUCCUUACGUCAUGCCGCCCAAAGCCACCGACUGCAG
Messenger RNA from Notothenia coriiceps (black rockcod), 334 nucleotides. RefSeq names its product sorting nexin-14-like. The record is from RefSeq and is a predicted model, not a curated record. Lineage: Eukaryota; Metazoa; Chordata; Actinopteri; Perciformes; Nototheniidae. Gene Ontology annotation, molecular function: phosphatidylinositol binding. Gene Ontology annotation, biological process: autophagosome maturation. Gene Ontology annotation, cellular component: late endosome. The transcript has 3 exons. The annotation marks the transcript as partial.